Nerophis lumbriciformis (worm pipefish) is the source of this 539-nucleotide messenger RNA. RefSeq names its product PHD finger protein 5A (gene phf5a). Gene Ontology annotation, biological process: mRNA splicing, via spliceosome. The record is from RefSeq and is a predicted model, not a curated record. Lineage: Eukaryota; Metazoa; Chordata; Actinopteri; Syngnathiformes; Syngnathidae.
CGGUAUUGUCAAUCCGCGUAACAUUUUUUGUAGAGGUCAAAAGUCAAAGUUGAAGCUGUUCCGCUACGUCCGCAGCACGUUAGCCAACAAUGGCAAAGCAUCAUCCAGAUUUGAUCUUCUGCCGAAAACAAGCUGGUGUUGCCAUCGGCAGACUUUGCGAGAAAUGUGAUGGAAAGUGUGUCAUCUGUGAUUCUUACGUGAGGCCGUGCACACUGGUACGCAUCUGUGACGAGUGCAACUAUGGCUCCUACCAGGGCCGCUGCGUCAUCUGUGGAGGGCCCGGCGUGUCCGACGCAUACUACUGUAAAGAAUGUACCAUUCAGGAGAAAGAUCGAGAUGGCUGUCCAAAAAUUGUGAAUUUGGGCAGCUCUAAAACGGAUCUGUUUUAUGAAAGGAAGAAGUAUGGCUUCAAGAAGAGGUGAAGACGCUGUGGCUGAUUUUCCCUUUUUAGCCAUUCUGUCCUGCUAGGUUUUCUUUCAAGCUUCCGGAGUCAAAUUUUCGUGACAUUGAUUUGUUAUUUGAAUAAAACAUCUUUUAUA